Molecule: messenger RNA, 564 nt
Organism: Drosophila bipectinata
Lineage: Eukaryota; Metazoa; Arthropoda; Insecta; Diptera; Drosophilidae
Source: RefSeq, a predicted model, not a curated record
UUAAUUUCAUACCAAUGGCAGCUAUAAAAGCAGCUUCUUGGGAACAAUAAAUCUAAUCUAAGAAACAUAAACUAAAAUGCACCCGGCUGCUCUAAUUCUAGUCCUGCUUGUGGCCCAUUCAGCAGCGUAUCCAGCUCCCACAACUGCUCCCAAGGAGACCAAAAAUUGGUACGAUAUUCUUAAGGACGCACUUUCAGGAUACUUCCACGAAAAGUACACAAACACACGGGUGUGGGCGGAAGGAGUCGCAGAUGCCAUGACCAAGUUCCUCCAACAACGAGACGUCGGGCAAGAUUUGAGAAAUGCAGAGACCACCUUAGUUAAGAACCUGAAGGAAGUAAGCCGGAAUGCUGCCAAAAUGGUUGGCUUGGGAAGGACGGCGGCAGAGAAUAAGGCGGAUACUAUGGUGCAGGACGUUCUGAAGGACAUGAAACUGUGAGGUGAUCGACCUUGGCAUCUGGAUAAUAAAGUUUAAUAGUCGAUUAAGCCGUGAAAUGUCGAUUCGUCAUGAAUUGGACAUAGCUGGUGUGAAAUAAAAGCUAUUAGUAGUGCGGUAGCAGCAAG